GCGGGGACGUGGGACGGCGCAUUCUUCCGUGCGGGCUGGCGGGGACCGUGGGGCCGGCGCCAAUUUUUCCGUGGGGCACCGCCGCUUCCCCAACCUCUUGCUUUUGCCACUCGGGGCUGCGUGGCCCGGCGUUAGCCCCGCGAGGGGACGGGCGGAGCGUGCGCGCGCGGGGUCCCCGCGGCCCCAGCAGUUCCUCUCGCGCGCGGUGGGCGGCUGGGGUCAGCAGCAGUCGGGGGAGGCCCUCGGCGGCGCCAUGUCAGCGGGCGGACCGUGCCCGGCUGGAGCCGGAGGGGGACCCGGGGGCGCCUCUUGCGCCGUGGGAGUCUCCCCCGGUGGGGUGUCCAUGUUCCGGUGGCUGGAGGUGCUGGAGAAGGAGUUCGACAAGGCUUUCGUGGAUGUGGAUCUGCUCCUGGGGGAGAUCGAUCCGGACCAGGCGGACAUCACUUACGAGGGGCGACAGAAGAUGACCAGCCUGAGUUCCUGCUUUGCGCAGCUCUGCCACAAAGUCCAGACUGUGUCCCAAAUCAACCACAAGCUGGAGGCACAGUUGGUGGAUCUGAAAUCUGAACUGACAGAGACCCAAGCAGAGAAAGUCGUACUGGAGAAAGAAGUACAUGAUCAGCUUUUACAAUUGCACUCUGUUCAGCUUCAGCUUCAUGCUAAAACUGGUCAAAGUGUCGACUCUGGUACUAUUAAAGCAAAACUGGAGAGAGAGCUUGAAGCAAACAAAAAAGAAAAAAUGAAAGAAGCUCAACUUGAAGCUGAAGUAAAGUUGCUGAGAAAAGAGAAUGAAGCCCUUCGUAGACAUAUAGCUGUUCUUCAGGCUGAAGUUUAUGGGGCAAGACUGGCUGCCAAGUACUUAGACAAGGAACUGGCAGGAAGGGUCCAACAAAUACAAUUAUUAGGGCGAGAUAUGAAGGGACCUGCUCAUGAUAAGCUUUGGAACCAACUGGAAGCUGAAAUACAUUUGCAUCGUCACAAAACUGUCAUCAGAGCCUGUAGAGGACGUAAUGACCUAAAACGACCAAUGCAGGCACCACCGGGCCAUGAUCAAGACUCUUUAAAGAAGAGCCAAGGUGUUGGUCCAAUUAGAAAAGUUCUCCUCCUGAAGGAAGAUUAUGAAGGCCUGGGCAUUUCAAUUACAGGUGGGAAAGAACAUGGUGUUCCAAUUCUCAUUUCUGAGAUCCAGCCAGGGCAACCUGCUGAUAGAUGUGGAGGACUACACGUUGGAGAUGCUAUUUUGGCUGUUAAUGGAGUUAACUUAAGGGAUACAAAGCAUAAAGAAGCUGUAACUAUUCUUUCCCAGCAAAGAGGAGAGAUUGAAUUUGAAGUAGUUUAUGUGGCUCCUGAAGUGGAUUCUGAUGAUGAAAAUGUGGAGUAUGAAGAUGAGAGUGGACAUCGUUACCGUUUAUACCUAGAUGAAUUAGAAGGAGGUAGUAAUCCUGGUGCCACUUGCAAAGACACAAGCGGGGAAGUCAAAGUGUUACAAGGAUUUAAUAAGAAGUCAGUAACUGAUGGACAUGAAAAUGGAGACCUGGGAACUUCGAGGGAAACUCCGCUAGAAGACAGUGCUGCUAAAUUAGAUGAUCUACACAGUCUGUAUCAGAGAAAGUCUUGUUAAACUGACUAUCCCCAGACGAGAUUGUAAAAUCAGACUAUUCUGAACUUGGGGCACUAGGGAAGAUGGCGACAAAGACUAUACAAGCUCAAGGGAGGCUGUUUGUUGCCCAAUGAAAGGCGGGUACCUCAGGGCUUCGUGUGAACAAUUCUAAACGCCUGAAUCCCCGAUUCUGUGGUAUAUCAUAAUUGGCUAUUGCAUGUAAAGCAAUUUUGAUUUUCUUAAAAAAUUGUAAAGCACCAAAGCAUGUAUUUCCCAAAGGGAUAUUACUAGGCUCUUAAGUACCAAAUGAAGCACUACUGUUUUAUUUGGUUCCUCUCCCACUUAGUAGAAGGGAGAGUGCUAACCAGUAUUUUAUAAGAAAUAGCCUUUAAAUUCAAGAGAAUAAAUGAAUUCAUGUUAUAUAUUCCAGAAUGUCAAGUGUGGUGUUUCAAAAGACAGAACUUGACUCAAUGAAUUGCAGAAAUGUAGGCUGGACUUAAUAGUUUUUUUAACUGAAAGAAUGGCUUUGGGUUUUUUAAAAUUUUAUUUUGCAUCCUGAUACGUAAAUCAGUUCUUGAUCAUUUAUUGUGAUGAGUUUGCCGUUCAGCUCUAUGCAAUGCAGUACAAAAUAGGUUUCUUUAAGCAAUCCUUAUCAAUCAGUGCUGCACCGAAAUUGUUUCUGUAGUUACUGUACAUUGUACUUUUCUGAUUUUUCAAAAGAGAUGCAGAUAAGUGUAAAUUCUUUGUUCCCAAUUAUGUUGAUCUCUGUGCAUGGUAUUGGAGCAUUACGUUAUUACUGUGUAGUCUAAAAUGCUUUUUUUUUUUCUGGGACUACAAAAGACAGUUUUAUACAUUUUGAGUUGUUUAUAAAGUGUGUCUUGCUGUGAUAGUCCUGGCACUUACAAAUACAUUUUUCUGGCAGUAAAAGCUCAAAUUUAUUACUAUAUCAACAAAAUAUAUUGCAUUCUAACAGCAGUUUUCCCUCAGAGUAACAUUUCCUAGUCACCUAAAAAGCUGAGGCACUGGUAGGAAAGAUAAGGUAAAGAUGUUUUCAUACAGUAAUUGUUCUGGUUGGCUUUUCACAUCAGUGUCUGUUUGACUAAAGAGCUUUUCAGAUGCAAACUUCUGAUGUGCUAGUUUUUUUAUCCCAGGAUUAAGCAUGGAGUAGUGCUCUUUCAUUUACUGUUCCUACAGCCACUGUACCUUGUUGGGGAAAGUGAAAAUAUUACUUUUAAAGAGGUGAUAGUUUUGCCAGUAUCACUGUUUUAAAGGAUAUACAUUUAAGGGACUGUUAAGUGGGGGGAAAAGCUUGCCAGGCCCUUAGAGUAUUAUCAGUUCUUCAUUUCUAAUGUUCAGAUGUUAUGUGAUAUAACACAUUUUCUUGUCUUUCUUAGAUGCACUAUAUAUAUUUGUUCAUAAGUAAAUCUGUAAAAUGUAUAUACUUUAUUGGUGGUUUUGCUAUUUAUAAAUUUUAUGUUUUAACUAUUGUUCAUUUAUGGUUUGUUUUGGUGGUUUUAUUCAUCUGUAUAUCUUCAUGUUAAUUUGUAAUAGAAAUGCACUUCAUAGUAUAUAUUGUUACUGAUAUUAAAAUACCUUGUAGGAUAAAGAUGCCUCUAAGCAAAAGCUAGUAUUUAAUUGCACAACUGAAUAAGCAAGCUACAUGUUACUGUUUGCUCCUGACAUGCUAGGCUAGGCCUCUUAAAAGAAAACAAAUGCUUUUUCCUUAUGCAUUCCCCCAGCUGCAAACACAUACCCCCAUGCAUGACUUGAGAUCUGCACGCUGGAGUUUAGCCAGUGUACUCAUGUAGCCAAGAAAAUUUGCAUUGUAGUAAGUCUGAAAAUGUUUUUUUGUGUGUAACUCAAAACCAUGUUAUUUUUAUUUUUUUAAAACACAGAAUGGGAUGACUAUGGCAUUUUUUCAGAGAAUAUCUAUGACUGAAUUCUUAGGAAAUAUUAGCUAAAACUUUUUGACUUUCAAGCACUGUCUACUGAGUCUAUGAAGAAUUUUUUUAGGGCCUUCAGUUGGCAUAUCUAUAAAGGUGCUGUGUAAUAGGAUUGUGAGAGUUGGUUAUGAUAUAACUCCUUUCAAGGGCUGAUGAACAGAAUGAGAAAAUUUCCAGGUCGUUUAAAAUUUAAACUUGCAUGGGUCAGUCCCCUUUUCGUUCCUGCUGCACCUUGGUUUGCACGCCUACUUGAGAGCACGGUCGCUCAGAUGCUACUGUGAGCUUCCUGACAUGUUUAGAAACUACCCAGUUAAAAGUUCAUUUUGGAUAUAAGGUCUUUAAGAAUUACAGACUUUUUCCAAAGGACUGAAUGAGAAGCAGUUUUUUAUUUUCACAUGUAUAGGAAAGAAACGCAUAAUACUGAAGUUUCUGGGGCAAAACCAAACACAAGGAGAGAACUGGCACACUCAGUUGAAAGGAAAGGAAACACUGCACACUCAGAGUAGCUGAGAAAAACUUUUCAAUACAGUGUGACGGUUGUGUGUGUACAGCUACAUGUUAACCUCUAAAUUCUCUUCUAAGUAUCUGUUCUGAAUAUGUUGGAAAAACAGGUUAUUAGACUUUCUAAAAUAGAUUUAAGAGAUGAAAAUUUGUAAGUCUUGGUGAUUAUACUGAACAGUUGUCGAGUUAGCACGGUUUGUCUUGGUGCUGGUUUUUUUCCCCCCACAGUGAACUUAUUUUGUUUUUCUGUUUAGAAACAAAAUCUAUUAAUUCAUGCCUAAGUUGCACAUUAUUAUAAUUAUAAUUGACAUCCUAUUCCACCUAUCUGGUCUUCCACGUAGGCUCAGCCUCAGAUCUAUAGGAUUUAUGACAAAUGUAUUCUAUCUAGUUAAGUUGAGUUUAUUAUUUUUUUAAUAAGCCUGUAAAUAAAGAUGGCAUCUUCUACAUUAAAAAUGGUAUCAAUCUCAAUUUUUUAAUGAAUUUUGUUUCACAUUAAAUACUUUGGUUUGUUAA
Myotis lucifugus (little brown bat) is the source of this 4557-nucleotide messenger RNA. RefSeq names its product golgi associated PDZ and coiled-coil motif containing (gene GOPC). Gene Ontology annotation, cellular component: membrane; trans-Golgi network transport vesicle; Golgi apparatus. Bases 254 to 1621 code for a protein of 455 amino acids. Gene Ontology annotation, molecular function: transmembrane transporter binding. The record is from RefSeq and is a predicted model, not a curated record. The transcript has 8 exons. NCBI's taxonomy places the organism in Eukaryota, Metazoa, Chordata, Mammalia, Chiroptera, Vespertilionidae. Gene Ontology annotation, biological process: negative regulation of protein localization to cell surface.